Molecule: messenger RNA, 3571 nt
Organism: Mercurialis annua (annual mercury)
Lineage: Eukaryota; Viridiplantae; Streptophyta; Magnoliopsida; Malpighiales; Euphorbiaceae
Exons: 5
Coding region: 110-1642 (510 amino acids)
Biological process (GO): transport
Cellular component (GO): membrane; Golgi apparatus
Source: RefSeq, a predicted model, not a curated record
UUAGGCCCGGUUUGGUUUUUCCCCAAAUGGAGACUCGUCUUCACCGAUCAGAACUGCAACUGUAAAACGAAGAAGAGAGCAAAGCCAGAAUCAUAAACAAAAAUCGGAGAUGAAACACUGGGAAAUCAUUAACUACUCGAUAAUAGGCUUAUUAUUAUUAUUUAUAUUAUGCACAAUCAAACCUGUAACCGCUUCAAUUCACGAGUACAAUAACGAAGGGUUUAUACCAAAAUCAAAUGCUUUCUUUUUCCAUGGUGGAAGUGAAGGUCUCUACGCUUCAACACUUCACGAAUCCUCUUCUUCUUCAUCUGAUAAGCCUCUUCAAGGAAAAUCCUUCAUUAGAUUUGAGGAUGUAAGUUUUGUUAGAACGACAGAGGAUGCUAGUAAGCAGAAUAAAAUGCAGCAGAGCACUGGAUUAGUGGAAGCCAUUAUUUUCGAGGUGAAAGAUAGAGAAAGUAUCGGAGGAGCGUUUUUAAAAACUAAUGCGAUUUGCUGUAGUCCUGAGCUUGCUCAGGCUGGGUCCUGUACUCUAGGAGAGGUAAUUAUUCGGAAAGGGAAAGAUAAUCAAGAAUGGCCGAAACGUAUUCAAACAUCAUUUGCGGGAACUAAUGUAGAAGCAAAAAUGAAGCCUGAAACUAUUGAAAUAAAUAGUACUGGGAUGUACUACCUUUACUUCAUGUUCUGUAAUCCAGAACUUAAGGGUACCUUGAUUCAGGGAAGGACUGUGUGGAAGAAUCCUAAUGGUUAUUUACCUGGAAAGAUGACUCCCCUGAUGUCGUUUUAUGGUUUCAUGUCUUUGGCUUAUCUUGUACUAGGAGCGAUCUGGUUCCUGAGGUUUGUUCAAUUCUGGAAGGAUGUUAUUCAACUGCACUACCACAUCACAGCAGUUAUUGCGCUUGGAAUGUGUGAAAUGGCUAUAUGGUAUUAUGAAUAUGCUAAUUUUAAUUCAACUGGAACAAGGCCGAUGGGUGUUACAUUGUGGGCAGUCACCUUUAGCACUGUGAAAAAAACUUUAUCUCGUCUGCUCCUUCUGGUUGUCUCCAUGGGCUUUGGUGUGGUGAAGCCAACACUUGGUGGCAUACAAUCAAAAGUGCUUUUUCUUGGUCUGGCUUAUUUUAUUGCAUCAGAGUCACUUGAGCUCGUUGAACAUCUGGGAAAUAUCAAUGAUUUGUCGAAGAAAACAGAGUUGUUUUUUGUGCUUCCUGUUGCCUUCCUAGAUUCAUGCUUUAUUGUCUGGAUUUUCUCAUCUCUAUCAAAAACUUUAGAGAAGCUUCAGAUGCGGAGAAAUUUAGCUAAACUGGAUCUGUACCGCAAGUUUACCAAUUGUCUUGCAGUUACUGUUCUGCUCUCCAUUGCUUGGAUCGGCUUUGAGCUAUACUUCAACGCAACUGACCCGCUAAGUGAGCUAUGGCAAGCUGCUUGGAUCAUUCCUGCUUUUUGGAUGUUACUUGCGUACUGUCUGUUGGGGGUGAUAUGUCUCCUCUGGGCUCCUUCAAGUAACCCUACUAGGUAUGCAUAUUCAGAGGAGAUGGGAGAUGAAUUUGAUGAAGAAGGUAUCUCAUUGACGAGCAGUGUGGAUAUUGCGACUAAACUAGAAAGGAAGGGGCUAGGAGAAGAUCUCGAGGAAGAUAAGCGAGAAUAGAUAAAUUUCACUUAGUAUCAAGGUGAAUUUCUGACUGAACCUAAAGUUGCAUAUCCAUGAAUCAAUCUUUAUGUUGUGUUAUGUGAUGUGUUGUAUGUACAAAAAAAAGGCCUUUGUGAAUGAGAGGUUAGUAGAUAGAAGCGGUGGAUGUGACUUUAGAUUACAGCUAACUGAUUAGGCAAUGAAACGAAGAAUGACAUUGUAUGUCUCGUCAUGCUCUGGAUAUAAUUUAAUAAUUUAUCCUGGGGUUUACAUAUUGUACUUGCGCUAGUCUUUCAGCGAGAUUCUUUCACGCUGACCCCUAGCUAUUUCCCAUGUGUGAUUUGAGAGUGGUGCUCUAUGGAAAGACUAGUAGCAGGGCGGCUAACAGCUGAGAGAGCAGCGGGAUUCUUAAAUGUUUAAUUGCUCUUUCAAUUUGGAAGUCACAUUGUUAAUUUGACUUCCUCCAUUUUCAAUGAAACCAUCUAUGGGACUGUUCUGGUAAACUCAGAAACUUGCGAAUAGGAAGAUUUUACACCAAGCAAAUUGAAAUGCAGUGAUGACGUGAGUAUUGAGUUCUCUUACAUUGCAUAGUUGUUUGCUGGAUUGUACUGGAAAUCAUCAUCUUUGGUCUCAUUAUGUGUUGCAUGGAAACUUUUUGAGUCCUGUCUGUGCUUCGGCGUUUUGUUGAUGGAACAAAACACUUCUCGAAGUCUAUAUACGCACAAAUCAUCGUCAAGGCGACCAACUAUUACAGACUUAAAUGUUUGGUAAAUUUUCCUCCGACUAGGGUAAAGAUCCCAUUGUUUUUUCAUUUUUUGGUUUUGACGGUUCUUUAGUUUUUGCAUCUUGAUAGACCUAAUCUAAUACGUUGUAUGCAAUAAACAAGGAUAUGUUGUUUAUCUAAGUCUGACGGAAAACUGAAAAGGGCAAUGAAAUCUUAAAUGAUAAAAAUUGUAUGUUAUUAAAUCUGUCAGGCUGCAACUCAGAAAUUUAUCAAUGAAGGCAUGAUAAAACUAUUAAUACCUGAUAUAAUUUAGUUUUAAUUGAAGAGCACAGUCGUUUUCUGAAGAAAAACAAUUGAAAAUUUCAGGAACUGAAAAUGUUAAUUACAUAAAAAUCCAAUGAACACUCAAACAAAAUCCAAGCAGUUAAAUAAAAAUUAUUUGUUCAUUAUGGUUUCACAUGUUGCAAAUUUUUUUAAAUCCUCCAUUUUUUUGUCCAAUUUUUUUUAUAAAAUUAUCGAAGGCAAAUUAAAUAUUGGAAUCUAUCAUUUCAGGUUGUAACAACGCCAAUCACCAUAUGUUGUCUUUAAUGAGACAUAAACAAGGACAUGGAAACUUCAUAUUUUUAUUUUCUUCUUCCUUAAGUCAUAUUUCUGUUUCUUGUAAUAGUACAUCCAUUUUUUAUGCAAAAUUUAGUAAUUAACACCAUUAUAAAUUGUCUUAGACUCAUUUAUUUUCUUAUUAAUUCCAAAUUUGGUUGCAAGUUCACCUAAUAUUUAAAAAAAUUAGAGCAUACAAUAGACGACCAUUCCACAUACUAAAAUACUUGAUACACCAAAUUCAGCAGACUCCAUAAUAAAAAAAUAUUUUAAUUUUAAAUAUUUGAACUUUACUUUUUUAAUACAUAAUAAUUAAAAAAAUAAGUAUAUGACACGCUUAAGGUAAAGAGACGCGGUUAGGCCCAUGAGCUGAGGUGGAACUCCCGUGGACGUCUUACUUGGAUAAACUCUUACCCGAUAUAAAUACAAAUAAUUUUGUUUUCCAUAGACCACCAUUAUAGCUUAAAAGACUCCUUAUUCAGCUUAUCUCCAGUAAUAAUUACAGUUUAUUUUCAAGAGAAAACAAUUAUCCAUCGAUAGGUACAGCUUUUUAUUUCAAUUGUGAGAAGAUUUUUCGUCUGUAGAUUGAAGAAGGUGUUUCAAUUGGCCGUAACCUUUACCAGGUU